Messenger RNA from Bombus impatiens (common eastern bumble bee), 2551 nucleotides. RefSeq names its product guanine nucleotide-binding protein subunit gamma-e (gene Ggamma30A). Gene Ontology annotation, molecular function: G-protein beta-subunit binding. Gene Ontology annotation, biological process: sensory perception of taste; phospholipase C-activating G protein-coupled receptor signaling pathway. Gene Ontology annotation, cellular component: heterotrimeric G-protein complex. Lineage: Eukaryota; Metazoa; Arthropoda; Insecta; Hymenoptera; Apidae. The transcript has 3 exons. The record is from RefSeq and is a predicted model, not a curated record. Bases 188 to 406 code for a protein of 72 amino acids.
AAGAGUCAGCGCAUCUCAGAACUUCUCCGACCUCCGGCAAGGUGAGUGCUACUCUCUAAUAUUCGACCACGACUAUCGGACGGACUUCCUGUGGCACGUGACUUCUUCUCGUCACCGAAAUUCUGUUUACUGGAGGCGCAAGCGCUAUUCGGUUCUUAUCUGGCAAAAGGGAGGCGCGGCUAUAACCAUGGAUCCCAGUGUACUAGCUAACAUGGACAAGGACGCAUUGAAGAAGCAGAUCGAGAACAUGAAGUACCAAGCUGAUAUGGAACGGUGGCCCCUUUCGAAGAGUAUUGUCGCGAUGAGGGAGUAUGUGGAAGAGAACGAGAAGACUGACCCACUGAUACACGCGCCCGACAAGAAGAACAAUCCCUGGGCCGAGAGAGGCAAAUGCAUAAUCAUGUAAUCAGGACGUAGAACCGCAGGGGAGAAGGAGAAGGAGAAGAGGCGAGGAAGCAUCUGAGCGAAUACCAUCCGAAGCGAGCAGGAGAAGCGGAAAACGUUUUAGCCGCGUUUCAAGUUAAACCAGCGAAACGAAUAAUAAAACCAAAAGAACGAAGCAGACAAACUAAAAUAAAAAAAAAAAAAACAGAAAGACGAGGAAUACAUACACGUAAAAGAAGAAAAACGUAAAAAAAAAAGACAGAAAGUAAGAAGAGGAAGGAGUUAAAGAAAGGAUAAGAAAGACGUAUGACGAAUGGGAAGGAAUUACGAUGAGCAAAAGAAGAAGGACAAGAGGAGAAAGAGAAAUUAGGCGUUGGCGGAGCGAUUUGGAUGAAAUCCUGGAAGAGGAAGGUGCCAGGAAAGCAGCAAAGUCUCGGAAGGAGGAGCACGACUGGCGCGAAGCGAAAUCAAAGUAGCCGGAGCAAAUUAUUCAACAAUCUAAUUCCUCGCGGUUACCUGUUCGCGGUAACUUUCCCGUUUGGCAUGCAAACGAACGAGUGGCACGUUUCAGCCCGGCUUUCUUUGUCUCUCUAAUCUCCGCGGCUCUCGAAUUGACUACUCGAGCUAUUCUGAGGACGUGGUCCUUGAUCUGGCUAAGUUUCGAUCGAUUCGCACGACGGCGAACCGAGACGCGAAAAGUAUCGUGUAUCGAUAUUAAUUGGUUAAACUUUCACCUCGUGCGUCUAUCGCUCUCUAUUUCUCUCUCUCUCUCUCUCUCUCUCACUCUCUUCAGCCUCUUCAUCCUUCGUUUCCUUCUUUUCGAAGGGCCGCUCCCUUUCUCUCGGAAUAAAUGGAUUCCCUCUGAGUGAGCUCGAUCUAAUCUAUCCGAGGAUUUUAGAAAAGCAAGGCUACGAACGAAAUGGUACGGACACGGUGAAAAUUUAAUCGAUCUAAGAGGACUAGACGAGAGAGCGGGCGAAACGGCGCGAAACGAACGGAUCUUCUGAAACGGGCUCCGCUACGAGUACGCGCUUCCGCUUCGUCGUCGUUUCGAGUUCCGAGUUUUGGAUGAGUUCUGAAUAAUAUCGGUUCCAAUUCGACUCAAUUCGUUUCGAUUCGAUCCAAUCCGUUUCGACUCGGACAUGUGUUACGCGUCGUAAUACACAUCAUGUGCAAUUCGAAUCUAGUACCACGGAAAACUCUUUUGAAUCGUUCAUUAUAUCGUGUAAGGAUUAUUUAUCUUAAGUACACAAUGUAAUCUAACGUCAUUAUAUGUACACACGUUAUACCAUAUGUCGUACGAUUAAUACGCUAUGCAUAUUUCUGCGAAUUUCUUACGAAAAUAUAAUAUAUUCACAUCGUUUAAUGGAGAUUAUUGUAUGCUGUUUCGUCCUGUUCCUUUACAUCGGGCAUUAGUUUCUGUCGCGUGCUUUCGUAAUCUAGCGUUUCUUCAGAAUUUAUAGAAACGUUUUUAUUUUGCAAAAGAACGGUAGUGUUUUCUACCUUUUAAUUAAGUUAGUUAAUUCGACGUUUCCGAAUUGGUCAUCGUAAAGUUUAAUCGUAUUCGUUGGUUAUUUGAUUAAACUCGUGUUUAUUUUAAUCACUGUGGUAGAUACGUCGUUGCUUCAAAUAAGUAUAGCGUUAGGUAAAUGCAAGGUGUUUCAUUGUUCGUGAAUAUCUUGAAUAUUUUUGACAUUUAUGAAGAUGUGAAAAGUCUCUGAAGCAAAAUUAUACGACUCGAAGUAAUAAGAUGUCUGCUCAUUUAAAAAUUUUUAUAAAAUGAUAAUUUUGAUAUUAUUAUACGUGUUUCAUCAUCUAACCCGCGCGAUUUCAUUGUUAAACAUUUUUCCAUAUUUUUAGCAGAUAUUCAAGAAUUUAUGGCGAAUGAAAUAUCUUGCGUAUUUAAACAAAUAAUUUCACAGACUUUUAUUCCUAAUACAUAUUUCAUUAACAUCGUAUGUACAUUAAUCUAACAAUCAUUUUUAUAUGAUGUUCUAUUUUAAUUAAUCUCGAUCGUCACUAAUUUUAGAAAACAAGAGAAAACAACAGCGAUAAGCUUAAAAAGUUGGAAACUUCUCCACCAAUAAAUUAGACCAACACCGAUAUUUAUAAAUACAUCAGACAAGAUUGCGGAUAUACUCCGUAAUUUCUAAAUUCAAUUCCCUAA